AUGUCCGAAUCUCCUCCGCCUCCUCCCUCGUGGAGCAUCGGCAAUAUGGCCAACAGCGCCAUACAAUUCAUGCGACUCCCCGUUCUGGCAUCAUCGGGGCUGGCUGUGGUUGCCAGCGGCCUUCUCUAUUUCAAGCAAAAUGAGCUGAUUUAUCCCCGGAACGUCCCUGUCGAUGCCCGUACGAAUGUCCCAAGCCCGAAAGAUUUCGGCAUUACCGACUUUGAAGACCUGCAGAUCCCCACUCCGGACGGGGAGUCGUUGCAUGCUUUUUUCCUCCGACCACGGCAGAGUCGCUACAACCUCGAUUUGACCGUGUUGAUGUUUCACGGAAAUGCCGGCAAUAUCGGCCACCGCGUGCCCAUCGCCAAGGCUCUCCAAGACACUCUGCGGUGCAAUGUGCUGCUGCUGGAAUACCGUGGUUACGGCCUGUCGACCGGGGUUCCGGACGAGACGGGCCUAAAGAUCGACGCGCAGACCGGCCUGGACUAUAUCCGGCAGCGCCCCGAGACCAAAGAUACUACCGUUGUUGUCUAUGGACAGAGCCUAGGUGGCGCGGUGGCUAUCAACUUGGUUGCCGCAAACCAGGACUCAGGUGAUAUCGGCGGAUUGAUCUUGGAAAACACUUUCUUGAGUAUUCGGAAAUUGAUUCCCUCGGUCUUUCCUCCUGCGCGAUAUGUGGCGCGUCUCUGCCACCAAUACUGGGCUAGUGAGGACGUUUUGCCUAGGGUCACCGAGGUGCCUAUUCUCUUCCUGAGCGGACUAAAAGACGAGCUUGUCCCACCGUCAAACAUGACCCAGUUGUUUGCAAUCUGCCAGUCAGACCGCAAGGUGUGGCGCGCCCUGCCGAACGGAGGCCACAACGACUCCGUUGCUGAACCCGGCUACUUCGAACAUAUCAUUUCCUUCGUCACAGAAGAAGUCCUGGGCGAUAAAAAGUAA
Penicillium alfredii is the source of this 939-nucleotide messenger RNA. Its product is annotated as alpha/beta hydrolase. The coding region runs from base 1 to 939 and encodes 312 amino acids. The transcript has 4 exons. Gene Ontology annotation, cellular component: membrane. NCBI's taxonomy places the organism in Eukaryota, Fungi, Ascomycota, Eurotiomycetes, Eurotiales, Aspergillaceae. The record is from RefSeq and is a predicted model, not a curated record. Gene Ontology annotation, molecular function: palmitoyl-(protein) hydrolase activity.